Molecule: messenger RNA, 2535 nt
Organism: Hyla sarda
Lineage: Eukaryota; Metazoa; Chordata; Amphibia; Anura; Hylidae
Product: protein kinase C delta type-like
Exons: 4
Coding region: 50-1672 (540 amino acids)
Biological process (GO): protein phosphorylation
Molecular function (GO): protein serine/threonine kinase activity; ATP binding
Source: RefSeq, a predicted model, not a curated record
GAUCCACAGGUCCCUGGACCACUGGUAGCAGGUGCCACCUGAUGUUUUGAUGACAUCACGUCACCUGGACAACGGCUGUUGUUGUUGUUUACCCACAACUGUCAGUUGGACCGAGCGGACGGACGUCUACAGGAUCCCAAAGAUGGCGGCUACUGGAGGAAGAAGAGAUGGCGAGAAGGAGAGAGGAGAGAAGAGGGAAGAGGAGAGCGGAGGAAAGAGGAAGAGGGAAGAGGAAAGCGAGGAGGUGAAGGAGAGCGGAAAGAAGAGGAAGGAGGAAGAGGUGAGCGAGGAGGUGAAGAAGAGGAAGAGAGAAGAGGAAAGCGAGGAGGUGAAGAGCAGAGAGAAGAGGAAGGAGGAAGAUGUGAGCGAGGAGGUGAAGAAGAGGAAGAUAGAAGAGGAAAGCAAGGAGGUGGAGAAGACAGGAGUGAAGAGGAAGGAGGAAGAGGUGAGCGAGGAGGUGAAGAAGAGGAAGAGAGAAGAGGAAAGCGAGGAUGUGGAGAAGAGGAGAGGAGAAGAUGCCAGAUUAUUGGAGGAUGAGGAGCCAAGACCAGGCACCAGCCAGGACCCCGGAACAUCAAGCUCCUACCCCAAAUUUAACAUCUAUCACCUCACUGUCCAUCAGGUAUUGGGUAGGGGCAGCUUUGGAGUGCUUGAAGUUUUUUUACCUGCUACCGGAUGGUGCCGGAUACUUCUAUUGCUGUCUAUGUCUGUGGAGGGGAACGCUACCCGACAGUCCAGGCACAGGAGCGGAGGAAAGGAUCAGAGCAGUCAAGCACAUUUUAUUAACAGCAAAAAAGUGGGCCUGGCAUCAGUCCCCGGCCGAAACAACUACGUGGCCAUCAAGGGAAUCACCAAGACAGGGGACAAUGCAGCGACCCUGCAGAGAGAGAGACGGAUCCUCAUGCUGGCCCGAGACUGCCCGUUCCUGUGUCACCUGUAUGCUGCACAGCAGUCUCAGGACCAUGCAUUCUUCAUCACCGAGUACCUGUCCGGCGGCAGCCUGGAGGCUUUACUCAGAAUGUGCAGCUGUCUGAACACCGACAACGUAAGAUUCUACACAGCAGAGAUUGCAUGCGGCCUCCAGUUCCUUCACGGGCAUAACAUCGUCCACCGAGAUAUCAAGCCAGAUAAUAUCAUGCUGGAUAGAGAUGGACACAUCCGCAUCAUAGACCUCGGAGUUGCCCAAGAUGGCGUCACCUCUUCCAACAAGAUCAAAGGAGUGACGGGCACGUUACCAUACAUGGUCCCAGAGGUGCUCCAGAGGAAGAUGUACUAUGCAGCAGUUGACUGGUGGAGCCUGGGGAUUGUUGUAUCCCGGAUGUCAGCAGGACGUUCCCCAUUCUACUUUGGCUGCAACAGAGAAAUGGCUCGCGAUUCCAUCACCAGAGAGAAGCCUAAUAUUCCAUCUUGGCUCCCUGCUGACCUGAAACAUCUGAUCAAGAAACUGCUGCGUAAGAAUCCUGAGAAGCGGCUUGGUGUGAACAGGAACAUCAGAGACCAUCCAUUCUUCACCACCAUCAACUGGGAGGAACUGGAGCAGAAGAGAGCACAGCCGCCAUUUACACCAUUCAAGCCAGCUCUGAAGAAUGGAGACCUGCCGUGGCCAGAGGAAGAGACAGCCCUUCACCCCUUGGAAGGAUUCUCUUUCAUUGCUCCAAGCUGGGCCUGUUAACAUCAGCCCAUGGCCACGGCCCAGAGCUCUGUGCCCCCUGACCCAUGCCUCUGCUGCUGUAUUAGACCUCGGCUUGUCUAUAACAUCCUCUCUAUACCAUCUGAAUGCUGCAGAUUUCCAUCAAGUUGUUACCCUGGAUCUUAGCUCCACAUCCUCCACAGCCUCUGAAGACCCUCUGUACCCCAGGAGCGGCCUGUGCUUGUAACACCUCAGCACAGACCUGGUAAGUAUCACACAUCAUCACACAUACAUUGGGAUCACACACACAUACAGGUAGAUAGAAAUAUACACACAGGUACAUACAUAGAUAGUAUAGACACAGACACACAGACACACACAACAGAUAGCGGUAGAUAUCGGCUUUGAUCCUGGGACUUGUUCCGAUCGCCAUAUUUGGGGUCAGGAAGGAAUUUUUCUCCUUUGAGGACAAUUGGCUCAUUCUUUAAGGGGUUUUUGCCUUCCUUGGGAUCAUUCCAGCCAUAAAUAGGUAACAUAACAUAAUGUACAAAAAAUAAAUGAAUAAUAAUAAUUAAAAAAGUAUUAUAUAUGAAUAUAUAUAUAAAAAAAAAAAAUACAUAAUAGUUUACCAUACUAGAUAGGUCAUGUACUGGCUUUUGAUCCUGGGACUUGUUCCGAUUGCCAUAUUUGGGGUCAGGAAGGAAUUUUCCCCCCUUACAUAAGGAUAAUUGGCUCUUUCCUCAAGGGGGUUUUCGCCUUCCUUUGGAUCAACACAGUAUAUAAAAAAGCUUUGCUUUUACAUUUAUAUAUUACACAUAGCAAAAUAAAACAUAACACAGAUUUCUAAAAUUUGCAGAAUCCCAGUAUCCCCUUCCUGUAACUAUAUAAACGAAAUAAAAUGUCCU